Molecule: messenger RNA, 983 nt
Organism: Pieris napi
Lineage: Eukaryota; Metazoa; Arthropoda; Insecta; Lepidoptera; Pieridae
Exons: 1
Coding region: 19-954 (311 amino acids)
Source: RefSeq, a predicted model, not a curated record
AAAACGUUUUCUAAAUCGAUGCCCGGAUGUGAAUGUGCCCGAUGUGAAAAAAUGGUACACCUAAAUACCAGAUGCAGCGGUCUUACGAACAAACAGAUAACUGCAUUAAAGGCGGCCCCAAGCCUAGACUGGACUUGUAUGGAAUGCCAGCAGGAAUCCCCGAAGCGAAACUCCUCUUUGUUUAUAACAGAGGAUGCAGAGGAGGAUAUACCUAUGGACACUAAGGGGCUAAUACAUAAAAUCUCCAAGGAGGUGGAAAAAACUAUAAAGAAGGAAAUAAGCGAACUUAACCAAUCUCUGCAAUUUCACAGUACGAAGUUGGAUGAAGUAUUAGGUUGUAUUGAUGCCUUUAAAAAUACCAUAAAAGCUUUAGAAAGAAAAAACACGGAACUAUUACAAAAAAACAACAAUCUCGAAUUGAGGGUAGGCGUAUUGGAGCAGCGUUUCCAUGAGAUGGAACAGAAGAAACUUGCUAAUUCUAUAGAAAUAGCAAACGUCCCCCCUGCGAGCGAAGAGAAUGUGAUAAAAUUAGUUGAAAAUGUAGCAUUAAAACUUAAACAGCCCUUCGACGGUAUCCGUAACUCAAUGCGAUACCAAGGUAAAUACGACCAACCCGGCAUUAUACGAGUUAAACUUACUGAUAAAGCGACCCAAGAAAAGUGGAUUAAAGCUGCAAAAACCAUUAAAACUAUGGUGGCCGAUGUUUGCCCCUAUGAACCCAACAAUAACAAAAUAGUAUUCAUCAGGGAAGCAAUGACUAAAUCCAACAAAAGCAUUUUAUGGGAAGCCAAGCAGGAAUUAAAGAACAAACAAAACUAUAAAUACGUUUGGUUUAAAAACGGUAUGGUUCGUGCAAGAAAGGAUGAUAACACGAAAAUAGAAAACUUAAGAUCUAUAUUGGAUAUACAAGCGUUAAAAAAAAAAGACAGAAUGUCAAUUAACUGCCCAAAUUAAAUUGCAUAUAAAUUAUUAUUAUUAAUAUG